AUGGCCAGUAGAGAGGCCCAAACAUCACUGUCCCGGCACAGCACCCUUCAAUCUCCGCAUGAUUCCCCCAGUUUUCAGACCAUGCUCGACGAUGGUGACAGAUACGACGUGGCCGAUGUGUUAGAAAGCAACGGAGGAGCAAACAAACCCGAUAAAUCUCCAAAUCGGAAAGACCUAAUAAUAGGUUGGGACGGCCCAGAUGAUCCGGAAAUGCCCCAGAACUUCCCGGCAUGGAGGAAGUGGGUGAUCACCGUGAUGCUAGGACUGAUGACAGUCUGCGUUACAUUCGCAUCUUCGGUCUUCAGCACAGCAACAAAACAGACAGCGAAGAAGUUCGGCGUCUCCACAGAAGUCAUGGUAUUAGGUGUCAGUUUGUUCGUUCUAGGCUUCGCAUUUGGCCCUAUCAUCUUCGGUCCCCUGUCUGAGCUGUAUGGCCGGAAGCGACCGAUGUUUCUGGGGAUGUUUGUCUUCGCGAUCUUCCAGAUCCCCGUCGCGGUAGCCCAGAAUCUGCAGACUAUCUUUAUAUGUCGCUUCCUAGGUGGGAUCUUUGCCAGUGCACCUCUUGCCAUUGUAUCCGGUAUCUUGGCCGAUAUGUUCGAACCCGUAGAGCGAGGAAUUGCAAUGGCCAUCUUCGCCGCGGCAACAUUCAUCGGCCCGGUAGCUGGGCCAGUCGUCGGCGGGUUCGUCACAAUCUCCUACCUAGGCUGGCGCUGGACAGAGUAUAUCACCGCUAUUUGGGCAUUUGCCAUCUCUGCCAUCGGCGUCCUGGUAAUCCCCGAGACGUUUGAGGACACGUUACUCACGAAGCGCGCUAGGAGACUCCGCACCAAGACCAAGAACUGGGCUUUACAUGCAAAGGCAGAAGAGAAGGUGGUGAGACCUCGAGACAUUGCGGUACGAUAUUUGUUGCGUCCGUUUCAGAUGCUCGUGCAGGAACCCAUUCUUCUGCUUAUUACCCUUUACGUGGGUUUCAUAUAUGGGUUUUUGUAUACUUGUUUCGUCGCCUACCCGAUUUCUUUCCAAGAAGAACGUGGCUGGGAUGAUGGAGUUGGGGCAUUGCCGUUCGUCGCGAUCAUUUGCGGAGUCUUCUGUGCUUGUUUAAUUAUCAUUGCGUUUUCAUUGACGCGGUAUCGGAUGUUCAUAAAACGAAAUGGCCGAGUUCAGCCGGAGGAACGGUUGAUUCCUAUGAUUAUUGGCGGUGUCUUGUUGCCAGCGGGGAUGUUUUGGUUUGGCUGGACCUCAAAUCCUCACAUCACUUGGGUUCCGCAGGCUGUAUCGGGGGGUUUCUUAGGUUGUGGAGUGCUAUUGAUCUUCUUACAGGGACUUAACUAUCUCGUGGAUGUGUAUCCCAUGUAUGCCAACUCUGCGAUGGCAGCAAACUCCUUCUUUCGUUCCUGGCUGGGGGCUGGAUUUCCUAUGUUCGCAUCGCCGAUGUUCCACAAUCUAGGCGUCCCUUGGGCGAUGACUUUGCUCGGCUGUCUUACCGCCGCAUUGUUCCCUGUCCCAAUUGUGUUUUUCAUAUAUGGGCCGAAGAUACGGUCAUGGAGUAGGUUUACUGUGAAGGAAGAAUGA
Molecule: messenger RNA, 1572 nt
Organism: Penicillium concentricum
Lineage: Eukaryota; Fungi; Ascomycota; Eurotiomycetes; Eurotiales; Aspergillaceae
Product: MFS transporter
Exons: 5
Coding region: 1-1572 (523 amino acids)
Biological process (GO): transmembrane transport
Molecular function (GO): transmembrane transporter activity
Source: RefSeq, a predicted model, not a curated record